Messenger RNA from Cariama cristata (Red-legged seriema), 1183 nucleotides. It is a transcript of the gene SAMD3, whose product is annotated as sterile alpha motif domain containing 3. The record is from RefSeq and is a predicted model, not a curated record. The transcript is spliced from 7 exons. The annotation marks the transcript as partial. Lineage: Eukaryota; Metazoa; Chordata; Aves; Cariamiformes; Cariamidae.
AAAAAAGCUGAAAUCAUUUUUUGCAAGAUACAAGACGUUGCAGUGGACAAGUUCUUAUACUUUACCAGACUUUCCUUAUGAUGUCAAGUGCAUAUUAGCAGAAAAAAAAUGCCCUGAUCACACCAUGAGAAUAAGGAUCAUUGAAUUUUUACAAGCAGACAUGACAAAAUACCUAGAAGGAUCACUGUAUCCGAACAGUCAGCAAUAUAACAUUGUUGUCAAUGCUCUGCUGCAGGCAUACCCGUUCCUUGAUGAAGAUGGGAAUGGCUUUUUGCUAUGGAAACGGGCCCUGAAAGAUCGUUUCAAAUAUGUGCGGAGACCCAUUGAAGAUGAUGAGCAAGUCCUGAGGAACAAAUGCAAGUUUGGCCACAGGCGAGGACAGACCAGGAAACCUUCAUUUGCUGAAAAGAAACCUGAUGACGUCCAGGUGCAGGUAGAGGAAGAACCUGUUCAUCUUGAAGGCAGCGCAAUGGAUGUACAUAUUAAGUGGCUUAAGCAAGAAUAUAUGAAAACUCAGAGGAACUGGGAAGAAGUGGAUAACAGAAUGAAUGUGACAAUAGAAAUACGGAGGAAGAUGAUCAGUGAUAAAGCACCUUUAAAAGACAUUCUUAGACUAUUUCCUUUCUUAAGAUACCCUUAUCAGCUUUUUAGGGAGUUUCAGCUUCUCACACACAUGGACAUUUAUAAGAAAACAGUCGAGAUUUUGGAGAUUUAUUCAGAAAACAUAUUAUCUUUGUAUGCGGUGAGGAAUAAUCCAAUCAACAUUAUGCUGCAAGAAAAUCUGAAGCGGCACACAGAGGAAGACAUUCUGAAAUAUAUGAAAAUGACUGCUGCAUGUUUACUCCUGCCAGAUGUCUUUGGAGAUGAUUCCAGUCUGUUUGCUGCAGUGAACGAGGAGGUAAAGGCAGUGACACCAGUGUUGGAAGUAAAAAAUCCCUUCAACGUGAAUUCAUGCGAGUUUGCGCUGUACAUAGAAAGAGAAGAGCUAGCCCAGCUUGACAACUGCAUCAUGGCCCUGGCAGCGCUGGUGGCUGCAUUUCAUGUGUUUGAUAUCCCGUGCCCAAAGAGAAUCCACAGGACGCUGAACUUCCUGGAGUCCCUGCUCUUCGAGGUGAGGAGCCCAGCAUCCCUGCUCACCCAGGUAAAGAGAGGGCUGGAGGCACCUGAGUAUCCCACUGCCUGA